UGUGGAUAUACUCUUGAGGUGAAUACCUAUCAUUGUUUGAAAAGGGAAUAAAUUAUUAUGAAUUUCGAAAACAUUCAAAAACUAAUUAAUUUUGUUGCUGGAAAUCAGGCUGACAAAAUUAACAUUGAACGUUCGGCUAAUAAAAUAAUUAAAUGCUUUCGAUAUCAAGUUCGAUCCAAUAUUGACGAGAAUUGUGUGAAAGCGAAAAUUCUUGGAUUCAAAGAAAAAUUUAUGAUCUCUUGUCAAACAGAGAAAGCUAUCUCUUUCAUAAAUAUAGUCCAAAAUAUAUUUGGAUUAGAUGACAUGUCGUCUAGCACAGAAUGCGUUAAACACAAGCUACUCGAAUAUCGUAUUCUUGAUCUGCUUUUCAAUUUGGCAUCAAAGGCUAAUUCUCCAUUUAUUAAGCAUCCGCAAAUUUUUUGUCAAGAGUCAGAAUCGAGUUUUUUUCUUAUAAUAAAUAGAUUAGAUUCUGAUAUUGAUUUUUCGGUUGAAUACCCUGAAUCAUUAACAUCCAGUGACUAUAGUUCGUCUUUAUUUGAUAUAGUUAAAUUAUAUGCUAAAAUCAUUUAA
Messenger RNA from Octopus sinensis (East Asian common octopus), 570 nucleotides. RefSeq lists its product as uncharacterized. The transcript is spliced from 4 exons. Lineage: Eukaryota; Metazoa; Mollusca; Cephalopoda; Octopoda; Octopodidae. The record is from RefSeq and is a predicted model, not a curated record. The coding region runs from base 58 to 570 and encodes 170 amino acids.